Molecule: messenger RNA, 2430 nt
Organism: Pleuronectes platessa (European plaice)
Lineage: Eukaryota; Metazoa; Chordata; Actinopteri; Pleuronectiformes; Pleuronectidae
Product: cyclin-dependent kinase 17
Exons: 17
Coding region: 446-2026 (526 amino acids)
Biological process (GO): protein phosphorylation
Cellular component (GO): nucleus; cytoplasm
Molecular function (GO): protein kinase activity; ATP binding
Source: RefSeq, a predicted model, not a curated record
CUGUGGUGGCAGCGGAGGACUCGCACUUAGACCAACAUCCUCCACAUUGUCCGCCGCACUGCCGCGGUCUCCCCGGGUUAGAACACGCUCUCACGCCGAGAGAAGAGCAGCGCAGAGCGGGGCCUCCUGUCUGUUCCCACCGGGACGGAAACUUUAAAGCCCGGAGAGGAGCCAUGCUGCCGGACGACACAACAACAACAACCCCGCGGACAUAAGCGACACCGAGGAGCAGAAAGUAGCUUCCACCUCCCCGACACCACAGAGACGAAGGAGGGGGAGAAGAAGGAGAAGGAGAAGAAGCGGCUGCACGCCCGCUUUAUUGUGUUUUUUAUUUAGGAGAACAACGGCCUGAAAGACGGCGUCUGGCCUGAGGAGAAGCUCCGAGGUCGGGGACUCCGGUCGGAGCAACGUUCAUCGUUUCUGGCCUCCCCUACCCGAGAGCUCCAUGGAGAAGAUGAAGCGGUUCAAGAGACGUCUCUCUCAGACAUUACGAGGCAGCCACACCAUUGACGAGUCGCUGUCUGAGCUGGCUGAGCAGAUGACCAUCGAGGAAAACGGCCUGAAGGACAGCGAGCCCAUAGUGAGGAAUGGUCGUCCUCCGUCUGCCCACAGCGUCCACUCCUUCCUCCAUCAGUACACAGGAUCCUUCAAAAAGCCACCGCUGCGACGACCUCAAAGUGUUAUCGGAGGAGGCCUCGGGUCUCUCAUGGCCAUGCCUCGCAAUGGCAGUCGCCUUGACAUCGUCCACGAGAACCUGAAGAUGGGGUCCGAUGGGGAGAGCGACCAGGCAUCAGGGACGUCCUCUGACGAGGUGCAGUCGCCCACGGGUGUUUGUCUGAGGAACCGAGGGAACAGACGCAUCUCUGCAGAGGACCUGAACAAACGUCUGUCUCUUCCGGCCGACAUCCGGAUACCUGAUGGUUACUUAGAAAAACUGCAGCUGAGCAGCCCAUCCUUCGACCAGCCGCUGAGCCGACGCUCCCGCAGAGCAUCACUGUCAGAAAUAGGAUUUGGGAAGCUGGAAACCUACAUCAAACUGGACAAACUGGGGGAGGGCACAUACGCUACCGUCUUCAAAGGGAGGAGUAAGCUGACAGACAACCUUGUGGCGCUGAAGGAAAUCAGACUGGAGCACGAGGAGGGGGCACCGUGCACAGCGAUCCGAGAAGUGUCGUUACUGAAGGAUCUGAAACACGCCAACAUCGUGACGCUGCACGACAUCAUCCACACAGAGAAGUCACUGACACUGGUCUUCGAGUACCUGGACAAAGACCUGAAGCAGUACAUGGACGACUGUGGGAACAUCCUGAGCAUGCAGAAUGUCAAGAUUUUUCUGUUCCAGAUCCUGCGAGGCUUGGCGUACUGUCACAAACGGAAAGUUCUUCACAGAGACCUGAAGCCCCAGAAUCUGCUCAUCAACGACAGAGGAGAACUCAAACUGGCCGACUUUGGGCUGGCGAGGGCGAAGUCUGUGCCCACUAAAACAUACUCUAACGAGGUGGUAACACUCUGGUAUCGGCCUCCCGACGUGCUGCUCGGCUCCUCUGAGUACUCUACACAGAUAGACAUGUGGGGUGUGGGUUGCAUAUUCUAUGAGAUGGCCGCCGGCAGGCCCCUGUUUCCAGGCUCCACGGUGGAGGACGAGCUGCACCUCAUCUUCAGGCUUCUAGGCACUCCGACAGAAGACAGCUGGCCUGGAAUAUCCUCUAUUGACGAGUUCAAGUCCUACAAGUUCCCCAAAUAUAAGCCCCAGCCCCUCAUAAACCAUGCACCCAGGUUGGACACUGAUGGCAUUGACCUGCUGAUGUCAUUCCUAAAAUACGAGUCCAAAAAGAGGAUGUCUGCCGAUGAAGCAAUGAGACAGCCGUACUUCAGGAGCCUCGGGCCACGUGUGCUCCCGCUGCCAGAGAGCAUAUCCAUAUUCACACUGAAGGAGGUUCAGCUGCAGAGGGAUCCCGGCUACCGGAACUCAUCGUACCCAGAGUCAGGCAACGGAAAGAGCAGAAGACAAAGUAUGCUGUUUUAGACUCCCUGGACUCUUUUUUUUGUUUUGACCAUUUGACCAUUUGGGAAGGAUUUCCAAACUGUACAGUCUCGCCAAUGGAUCAGAGAUCUGAGAUGGAUGUUGGCGUUGAGCAGUACCUUCAUCUUCCUCAUCACUCCCCCUCAAACUUACUUGGGAAUCUUGUCCACAGUGCGACCCCUCCCCCUCCUGCCCUCUAGAAGAGACGUUUAUAUACUGUACAUCUAUAUUUAUUGAGAAGAGAAUUUGCUGCUAAAUCCAACUACUGUUUAGAAUUCUAAUGGACUCGGUCACUUUAAUGAGAACAUGCAAUGUAUAUAGAUUUCCUUUUUUUGAAGUGGUGGUAUUUUCAGUUGUUUAUUUUUUUUCAUUUCCAUUUUCAUACAUAAAGACUCCUCCACCUCAAA